Molecule: messenger RNA, 2904 nt
Organism: Oryzias latipes (Japanese medaka)
Lineage: Eukaryota; Metazoa; Chordata; Actinopteri; Beloniformes; Adrianichthyidae
Gene: dnajb1b
Product: DnaJ heat shock protein family (Hsp40) member B1b
Biological process (GO): negative regulation of transcription by RNA polymerase II
Cellular component (GO): cytosol
Molecular function (GO): Hsp70 protein binding; transcription corepressor activity
Source: RefSeq, a predicted model, not a curated record
UCACAGUGGAGAAACUGCAAGCUCUUUAUGGAAAACUCUGGAACCUUCCAUGCUUGUAUAUUAGGGCACGCGGAGUUUGACUACGUGAGUCGUUGAAGUAGUGAGAAGUACGUAGAGGGACGUCCGUAGAGUUUCCUUUUUUUUCUGUUUUAGCAUUUUGUACUUUUUGAGCUGCAAAAAUGGGAAAAGAUUACUACGAAAUCUUGGGAAUAAAAAAGGGGGCGUCAGACGAAGACAUAAAGAAGGCUUAUCGGAAGCAGGCUUUGCGUUAUCACCCCGAUAAAAACAAGUCACCGGGCGCAGAGGACAAGUUUAAGGAGAUUGCCGAAGCUUACGACGUUUUAAGCGACCCGAAGAAGAAAGACGUCUAUGACCGUUACGGCGAAGAAGGUUUGAAAGGGGGAGGUCCUCCAGGAAGCGGAGGUCCCGGCACCUUCCACUACACGUUCCAGGGUGACCCCCAUGCCAUCUUUGCAGAGUUUUUUGGGGGUCGUAACCCCUUUGAACAGUUUUUUGGUGGGCGUAAUGGAGGAAUGGACGAGGACAUGGACACAGACGACCCAUUCGCCCGCUUCGGGAUGGGGGGCAGUGGAAUGGGCGGCUUCCAGCGCCCCUUUGGCUCCGGCAUGGGGGGAAUGGGAGGCCACACCAGUGUUGUAAAGAAGCAGCAGGACCCACCCGUGGUUCACGAUCUACGCGUCACAUUGGAAGAAGUACUGAAUGGUUGCACAAAGAAGAUGAAAAUUUCUCGCAAGAGGUUGAAUCCUGAUGGUCAGAGUGUACGGACUGAGGAGAAAAUACUUGAAGUUCAGAUCAAGAAAGGGUGGAAAGAGGGCACCAAGAUCACUUUUCCUAAAGAGGGAGAUGAAACUCCAAGAAACAUUCCAGCGGACGUUGUAUUCGUGUUAAAGGACAAGCCGCAUCCAGUGUUCAAACGCGACGGUUCGGACAUCGUUUACACGGCUCGGGUCUCCCUCAGAGACGCUCUCUGCGGCUGCACAGUCAGCGCGCCCACGCUAGACGGCAGGACGGUCACCGUCACGUCUACAGAGGUCGUACAGCCGGGAAUGAAGCGGCGGAUCUCUGGGGAGGGACUGCCUUAUCCCAAACGCCCUGACCGUCGAGGGGACCUCAUAGUGGAGUAUGAGGUGAAGUUCCCAGAGCGGCUCAGCCAGAACACUCGGGACACCAUUGCUCGGGUUCUUCCAACAUCUUAAGCGAACUGACGAAAGGACCUACAGGAAGUUGCCAAUUUGUAGCCUGACUAUCUUACAGAUGUUCAGGAAGGUUGAUGAUGCGUUCAGCUCCUCACUGGCUAGAAUUUUGGGGUUUUGACUUGAGUGACAUGAUAUUUCCUGAUAAAUAAAUACACAUGGACUAUGUGGAGAGGGUUUUUUUUUUUGUUAAGAGUUUCAAACAUGAAACUAUCUUUUUAUUUUGAAUGUUCUGAAUUAUAAUUGUGGAGAUGUGUGCUGCAUUGGUGAUCUGGUUGGGUAACUUUCACAUGAAAGUGUGCUUUGGAAAACGUUCUUUUUGCUCUAGAAUACGGAGCAGCAGUCAGAAGAAACUGACUGGUUGUGAAACCAAAAGUUGAGUGUCUUUAUAGAGAGGAAAAAGAAUGACGACUGUUUCUGGUGACAUUAAAUUGAUUUGACUUAAAAAAAAUGUUUUUGGUGAAUGUUUACCAUCCUGCUAACCCAUUGUUUUGUUUUUGGCUGUUUGAAAUCCUCAAUUCAACUUUACCAAAUGUCAAUUCUAAAAAUGCUGCCACCAUCAAAAGUUACCGUAAGCCUUUUGGGGCUUCGGGUCACAUCCGGACUUUAACCAUCCUAAGUGAAGCCGGGUCCAAAGACGCUUCCUCCGAAGACGUUUUUCUUUUUGGCCUUGGAAUGUUUGAGUUCUGGAUUCUUUCGCAGUUCUUGCUAAACUUCUCAUAGUUUGAGGAAAGAACCGAACCAGACAUGGUUAUAGCCAUUUCUGGUUGGGCGUGUCAUGUGGAAUUGUUGGAUCCACAGCUCCUGGAAAAUCACCCACCAGGAUUUCCCAAAGCGGCUUCGUCCGCAUUAAGGUGGAUGAAGCCUCCACAAGCCUUGUUGGAGUUGGAACGGCAGCAGCGUCACGCCGAGCGCAGCAGUCCUUGGGUCGACCUCGCUCACCCAUGACAGUCAGCAGACCAGCUCCGUCUCCGACGGCCCCAGGCUGCUUGCAUUGCAGAGGUUGUGAGGGACACAGAUAUCGCUGCAGGAACCUGACUGGAACACUGAAGACUUUAUGAGCUAACUCUUCCUAUCAGAGAAAAACACACGUCUGACAAGAUGAGCUCCACAGUUUCCAUUCCAAACCAACUUUAGCAUGCCAGAACCGGAGGAGGACAUCACCUCUGAAAGAAACUUCAGGCAGAACAGGGUCUCUAGUCUCGCUAAACAAAAAACAGAUUUAUAUUGCUGCUACCCUGAAAAGACUUUGGCUUCACGGUUCAAUCUCAGAUAAUAAGUGUGGUGCAACAUCUUGGAAAAAUGUGUUUUUUAACCAGGACAACAAUGAAGUUUGUCGUCGUCGUUACAAUGUUGUGCUUUUCAGGUGAGUUUUGUAUUUGUAUUCUAAAGAUUUUGGCAUACGAAGCCUUAAUAGUAAAGGAUUUUAUGGACAUAUUUAAGUUGUUCAUAGAUUCACUUGUAUAGAAGUGUAUUGCUGUCUAUUAAAAAAAACCAGGCGAUCUUCAUUUUAAUUUAUUUGUGUUAAAAAAACAACACAACAUGUCUGUGCCUUAGACGCGUAGUUUAUGUGAAAUGAAGUGUUUAUUUGUGUCUGUGGUGAUGCAGGAAACAAGUUCCUGCAGGAAUUUGUCUUGAUGUGAAGCUGCACAGGCAGGCAGGGAGCGUCAAUAAAGUACAGAAAAACAGC